UAUUCCAUGUUUGCUAAUCCUUUGAAAAACAAAUGUUUAUGUAAGCCUUUGGGGGGGGAGGUUUACAAAACAUUCUUUUACCCUUAGCCCUCAGUUCUAAGAAGUCAGUAUUGUUUGUCAUAAAUUGUUAUUAUUUGGGUAUAUUUGAGAAAUAGCAUCACAUAGACAAUUUCUUCAUUAUCCCCAUAUUAAAUCUCAAAUUAAGGUGGCCUCUUAUUAUCUGCUGUUCGGGGUUCUUCACUGUUCUGCAGAUUCAUCCCCAGGAGUCAUGGGGCCUCUGUUUCAACACGGUCAAGAAUGAGGGGCUCAGUCCUGCUGGAAACAGCCUUAUUCUGUUUCAAGUAAGGCAUCUUGAACUGGUGUGCAGAAGCCGUAAAGAUCUUUGAGAUGCAGAAGGUGUUCACGCAUGAAUAUCCUGUGUUGCUCCAAAUGAUAUGUAUCAGUGUCACUGAGGGAGAAAGGAGAUUAACUGCUACCCAACAAUGUGCAAGACUUGUGUAUUGUAAACCUGAGGAUACUCUUCUCCAAAGGAGUUUAUCACAGGCUCUAUACGUCGGGUGUACCUAUUGCAAAUCAUUAGGGGAAGAUGGAGAACAGUCAACAGAGGAUCCACACUCAGACAGCAUGUGUAGAGAGGCAGGGACUAAGAUCCAGUGGUUUGGGAUCACACAUACCUGGGCUUUGAUUGCUAUCUCCGUUACACCAGUAGCUUUGAGCAAUUUACUUUCCUCUCUGGUCUUCGAUUUUCUCAUCCAUGAAAUGAGAAUGAUAUUAAGGAUUCAAUGAGAUUAAAUUGACAAAACAAAACACCAACACAGUGUCUGGCUCAAACUGGUGCUAAACAAAUGGUAGCCUGUAUUAACAUAGCAAUUACUGUGCUGUUACUAUUGCUAUUUAUCAUCAUUAUUAUCAGAAGCUUAGGAAGCCUCUUUGACUGAUUACAGUUGGCACAGAGGUAAUGGGUAUCUCUUAGGGAAGAAAAAGUGGUGUUGGGACUCCAGGUUGGCCACCUGUCUUAGUUGCCAGUUAGGGGUGAGGGGCUUAAUAGGAUGUGUUAGGUUCCCCCUUAGUGGAAUUGAGGGGCCCAGCUUUCCUACCUGCUAACACUGCCAGAAACCUUACACAUACCCUUACUGAAAGGGUUGGUGGGUACCAACUACUGAGCUUAUCCUGAAGUAGAUAAAAUAUCAGCUAAUUUCUUACCACUGUAAUCUGUAUUUUUUUGAUCAGGCCAAUGUUGUCCUAGUAAAACAAUAAUUCCUGCACCCAAAGCCCUGAUUUGUAGCACUUACUAAUUUCCAUGGUGAAACUACUCCCGGCAUACACAAUUGCAAGCUCUCACCAUGCAGUCACUGAACACAGAGUUGGAGAGAGAUGUGCAGUUGCUCCAGUUGGGGCAGGCUGGCUCCAGUACAGCCCCGGGUCAGCCUGGAGCAUCCACUGGAGCAGUAUAGGAUAGGAUGAUUGACAGCACAACUUACAAGCAAAUACAGUAGAGGGAAAGUAGUUUGUCCCCAGAAUGGAUCAUUAUGAAAGAGUUGGCCAACAGAAUUCAUGCAGAAAGUGAAUUAAUACCAGAUUACUUGAACAACAUGUUUCCAUGCCAUUUUCCUGUCCUUGAUCAGUACUCUUCAGUCAUACUUAGGACAAAGUCUUUUCCUAGCCUCUUGGGCUCUAGGUGUGGGAAGUCUCUCUAAUCACUUCCCAGUCAUCAGAGUGUUUCUUUAAGGAGCAAUUUCAAGAUUUUGUUAUGGGAAUAAAGUCUAUGCUUAUAAAAGUGCCUUCCUUUCUCUUCUAUCCUUCCUUCUUUCUUCCCACCCUACCUCCCUCCCUCCUUCGAUUCCUUCUGUGCUCCCUUCCCUACUGCCUUUGCAAGUAUUUUCUAUCAUCUGUUUUGCAAUCCUGACAACCCCAUGGGAUCAUCAAAAUAGGUAGUAGUGUUUCUCCUUUGCAAAAAUGUAGACAAAGUAAAAAACGGCUGUACUAUGUAAAUCUCUAUCAUGUUAUUACUGUCAUUGUUAAUGUAUCAUUUUGCUAUUUGGAAAUCUUCAUUGUUAUUCAGACACGACCACUUCUUUAAUUAUCUUCCAGAAAUUGGGAGGGUAAUUCAACCUCUGACCACCUUUCCUUAGCUGUCACAAAAUUAAUCUUGUUCUCUCCUUCAUGAUUGUUGAAAACGGUAUCACACUGUAUCUAGAAUAUUGCAUUACAGUGCAAUAAAUGGAUUUCUGAGAAAUUCUAAUUAAGCGAUGAUACCUGGAACUUUCUCAUCAUAGUUAAGUCCCCAGAGAUGACAAAACAGAAUCCUCAUGGGAAGCUGCUCUGUUUUCAGCACCUCACCACUGGAGCGAGCUGAAUUCUGGUACAGACUGUUUCUGUUUCUGAACUGUUAGGGUGACACCCGUUGAUGUUGUCAACAUUGCAGAUUUUAAAAAAAAACAAAAAUAGGGCUUCUCAGCAAAGACCUCUUCAAAGUUUUCCAAAUAUCUGAUGACUUAAACUGAGAAGAGGAGACAUUGGAGAUGAUAAAUGAUUUGCCAUCUACCAUGAAGCCGUCUGCACACAUGCUUGAGAUCAUUGCUUGCACCAUGCUAAUCCUCGUGAGCUGUGCUGGAAAUGUAUGUUUAUUUUAUUCUACAUGGAAAUGUAUCACUGGGCGUUUACAGACAUCCUUUCUUCUAAUUUUCAGUCUUAUAUUUGUCCACCUCAUUAAAAACUUGGUGGUGAACAUCAUGAAAAUUGUUUAUGCUUUGGGUUUCGUGUUGGAUUCAGCUGGCUGCAAAGUUCUGCACUUCACAGCUGCCCUGACGACUUGCCUGGCCAUCUGGUUCACGCUGCACUUUGCACUGUUCUACCACCAGCAGCUUUACCAAGCUGUCCACCCCGUGAGUGAGGCCCCAAGGCUGGACCAGCAGAAGCAUUCCGUGAAGGUGGUUUCUGCACUUUGGGCUGCUGGUGUGGCAGGGCACACCCCUAUUUUACUUUUCACUGGGAAACCAAAAUACCUGAAUGCAGGCAACGACACAGACCCCUUGUCUACCCACAGCAUUUACGUGGAUUGCCUGACUGACUUUGGAAACAAGCAGAUAGAGUUUUAUUACGGGAAAAUAUUUCUAGUUCUCAUGGAUAUUCUUCCUUUAGCAAUCUUAGUCUUCGUCUGUUUCUGGAUGUCUUUUCUCCUUUCAGAAAGAAGGAAGAUGACAUAUGGUGACAUCUGGAUCGGAGAUGAUGAUUCAGAAACUGAAAUCCUUAGAGGGGCCAAGUUUAGUAUUGUAUUAAUGUGGCUGAUCACUCCACUUUGGAUUUCUCACUUUAUCUUAGUCUCUUUUUCAGAAGACUUGGCAGCCUGUGUCUUUUUCCCAGCUGUUCUCACAGCCCUUUCUUCAGGCUUCUCUGCUCUUAGUCCUUUCCUGCUUAUGUUGGUGAAUUACAAAAUGAAGUUGAUGUCCUUGUGCGGGGCCAAAGAGGAAAGACCCACACCACAGCUUGCAGAUGUGACUCUUUCUCCAUAUGCCUAACAACAAAGAGCUUGGCUUUAAUCAGUGGGAUGGGCCCCAUCGUUGCAAGGUCAGUGGCAGUUCCCACAGCCCUCAUCAAUAGUUUCUGAAAGGGGGAAUAGCAGAUUGACACCUCCCCCAAAAUAGACUUCUGGGGGAAACUGCAAGAUGAAAAUUAUGAACACUGGGUUAGAACAAGCUGAAGAAAAAUGGUAAUCACAACAUUUGUUACUUAGGACAAUACCAAGGUUUUUCAUGUAGAAACUCUUAACAUGACUUGGCAGUGAUCACAUUCUGGAAAUGAACUCAACACAACAAACAAUAUAUUAAGUAUUUAUUCUGUCCAAGGUAUUGUGUUAAAAAUCAGUACGUUGUUGAAACUGAGGAUAAAACUUCCUAGAUAAAUUUCUGAAGGUACUUAACUGUGAUCUUGUGUUUCCAUGUGUUUUUCUUGAAUUACUCUGGUACAUAUUAGAAAUGAGUAUGCUAAGUAAGCAAUGUUCAGGUUUUGCACUUUCAGUCAUAGUACCUCAGCUAGGCAAGAAGCAGAUUUUGUUCCUUUUCCUUCCUCUAGGAAGUUAGGGCCAGAUGAAAGCACUGUGUUAAUAAACUGCUGCUUGCUAAAUCAAACUGUUUCUUAUGGACAAGUGUGCAAAUACUGGGUUAUUACAGACAUUUAGCCCACUAUACUUGCUUAACCACAUAGGUAACAAACUGUACUCCUCUUCAGGAAAAAGAGAUGUUAGUGUUACAAAGAGUUUAUUUCCUCUUUUGGUUAUUAAAGGGGUAUACUUUAAUUGGAAGAAUUCAUAAAAUAUUCAUAAUAACUUGAUUUCUGGAUUUGGAUUCAAUAAAAAUAACAUUAUAAUUAUAAUUCAAAAUACAUGGCGAGGAGCUUAUUUUUCACAGUAAGCCAGUGUCGCCACUUGGACUGCUUCAGAUUCCAUGGGAAUUAUAUUAAAUAUCACACGGUCCAUACAUGUUGUUUAUGCAUUGAAUUUUAAGUUAAUUCUCAUUAGAUUCUUACAUUUUUUUCAUUUUCCUUCUUUAUUAGUAGGUGUGGGAUUUAUUAUACUGUAGUUCUAGUGAAUGUGUAUCCCUAAAUUGAGACUCUUGCUUUAAAAGGCUGCAUCUAAAGCUAUAAACCUGGAUCUCAUUAACAGGAGAAAUAACAUUUUUGUUGCCAUGAAGUGCUAUGGUGAAAUGAAAUUUUAAAGUAACCAAGGCCUAGAUUUUGUAGGGUUUCAUAAGGCCAAUAUCUGUCCUUUGUAUAGCACUGGGAAUUAAAACACACACAC
Molecule: messenger RNA, 4795 nt
Organism: Manis pentadactyla (Chinese pangolin)
Lineage: Eukaryota; Metazoa; Chordata; Mammalia; Pholidota; Manidae
Exons: 1
Coding region: 2523-3518 (331 amino acids)
Cellular component (GO): membrane
Source: RefSeq, a predicted model, not a curated record